UGUUGUUGAUAAUUUCGGAUGACGUCUACAGCCUUGCGCAGCCGCAGCCCGGUAGGAGAAGAUGGUGCUUAUCAAGGAAUACCGCGUGAUCCUACCGAUCUCUGUGCAAGAGUACCAAGUUGGUCAGCUGUUCACCGUAGCAGAGGCCAGUAAGAAUGAGACGGGGGGAGGAGAAGGCAUUGAGGUGCUGAUAAAUGAACCCUAUGAGGAAGAGGGAGAGAAGGGACAGUACACACAUAAAGUUUACCAUCUGAAGAGUAAAGUCCCAGGCUGGUUGAGGUAUAUUGCACCAGAGGGAGCGUUAGUCUUCCAUGAAAAAGCCUGGAAUGCCUACCCAUACUGUCGCACCGUUAUAACGAAUGAGUAUAUGAAAGAUGACUUCCUGAUAAAGAUUGAGACGUGGCACAAACCUGACAUGGGAACUCUAGAAAACGUGCAUGACUUGGAUGGUCCUACGUGGAAGACAGUGGAGGUGAUUCCCAUCGACAUCGCAGACAAAGAUGUGGUGGCUCAUGGGGAUUAUAAAGCAGAGGAGGAUCCGGCUCUGUUCAAAUCUACAAAGACAGGCAGAGGACCGCUCUCACCUGAAUGGAAGAAUGAUCUGAUGAACAAGACAGACUGUCCUAAGAUGUGUGCCUACAAACUGGUCACUGUAAAGUUCAAGUGGUGGGGCCUGCAGACCAAAGUAGAGAACUUUAUCCAGAAGCAAGAGAAGCGUAUUUUCACUAACUUCCAUCGCCAGUUGUUCUGUUGGAUUGACAACUGGGUGGAGCUGACCAUGGCAGACAUCCGACGAAUGGAGGAAGAGACCAAGAAAGAGCUGGAAGAGAUGCGUGAGAAGGGCACCGUUAGAGGAACCUCGGCAACGGAAGAGUAACCCCGCCCCUAUAGGUCAAAGGUCAGAGACAGGCUGACUGCGUAGUUCAGGUCAGGUUCGAGGCAUGAGUGCGGCUCACGAGCAGUGAGGUCGACCAACCAAACCCUUCCAUGAUGAUGAUGUCACCAAGCUCACAAAGAAGAGGAAGUCAGCUGCUCUACUUCCUGUCUCCCAUGAUUCAUAGAGGGGUUUUCCCUGAUUGGUCAAUAGUAGUGUACCGACCCCCAAUCACAUGCCUCCUAUUCACGUAGAAAAACAAAAGCCGUUAUGCAUUUAAAAAACAAAUUAAGGGAAAAAACGAUUUGCACAGAAAGUAAAUUUAAAUUGCCUGUAAUUAUAAUUGUUAGUUAAUUAUGAGACAGGCUUAAUUUGUAUCCACACUCAAAGCCAAGCCUUUUAAUCAGACUAGAAUGUUAUUUUACAGUCCUCUGUAUAUGUUAUAAUGUCCCCCUAAAUUGGACCAAUUUGUUUUUGUUUUAUGUAUUUUGUUCCCUGUUGGAUACUGUAUCUGUCAUUGCUCUAGUUGGCUUCAUCCUUGUUUCAGUCUCCUCCCUCGAGACUAAGAUCUGUAUAAACCCUUAUCCGAGGUGUAGUGGUCUGCAGACUUGAAAUAAGUCCAAAAUGGCAUCCUAUUCCAUAUAGUGCACUACUUCUGGCCAGAGGGCCGGGUCUGAAUAGGGUGCCAUUUGGGAAGUCGAUUUAGCACCUCAACCCCUGUCCUGUCUGUCUGACAGGUGGCGUUUUUUGAUUUGACCCUGUCCAGGCCUGUUGCGAUCUCUUGUAGAACAUGGUUGAGUGGUUUGACAUACAUGUAUACGAUUCCUGCCCUCUUUGACUGAUUUUGUUGCCGUUUGUUGUUGCAUUGCUGUCCUUUGAUCCGGUGUGUUUUCCUUUUUAAUGUGUUAAGGUUUUAAACAUUUCGUCCAUUGUUUGCCCCAAGCAUGUUUGCUGAGUUCAUACAUUUCAGAGCUGCUAGAUCAGCUGUCACUUGUACCUGUAGUUCAGGUGUCAUUCUACUCGGAUGAUGGAGAAUAGAUGGAAUUGAACCCUUUUGCUUUCUGCUUAGCUGUAGUCGCGUCGCUAAUGACUUCAGGGCUAGAAUUUGGUGGCGUUGAAAUACUUAAAGUUUUUGAUAGAUACCCAGAUCUGCUGCACCGUUACCUGUUAGGAGGGACAGAAAUACAUCUCCCUUGUGACUACCAGUUUAUUUCUACCACUGUAGUGUUGACUGUCCUCUUAAUUCAUAUUCACGGUUAUAAAACGUGGUCAGGUCUACUCCAGAGUGUUUCCCAAACUGGGGCAGGACCGUGUUUGGGGAAAACCCUGUUCUAGAUGACCUCUAUCUCCAGUACUGUAAUUAUAUAUAGUAGGGAGCUGGCUCAAAUGGCACCCUGUUCCCUAUAUGUAGUGCACUACUUUUGACAGCAAUAUAUAGUAGAUAGGGUGUUGAGGUUUAGAAUAGGUUGUAUUACUCUUGGAAAGUUUGUCAGAUCAGUGGGCAGUGUGCUGUCCAGACACUCUGACAGGUUAGGAUUGGAGAACGUAAUGUUCCGCUUUCAGCCAUACUGUAGUUAUUACCCCUGUGAAUGUAGUGUGUCUAUGGGAUAAUGCAUGUCUUAGUAUGCAAAGAAAAUAUUUUUGUGCGGAUAGUCACACAUUCUCCAUCAGCGCAACCAUGUAGCUACCUGCUGCAGCAUUAACAUAAGGAUAUUUGAAGUAUCUCUACUUAAACUUGAUAGUUUAUUCCCGUUAUAUUGUUUUACAUUUUGAUCUCCAGGAUCAUGAAGCCUUGGAGUGAGACACUGUUAAAAUGUGAAAUGGAUAAGUUGUAUUCUUUUUCUUUUGUCCAUUGUUUCUCCUAUUUUUUGGGAUGUUUUGUUUUUUAGAUUUUAGCCGUUCCUGUUGGGUUGAACAGCUGCAUCUACACAGGCAGCCCAAUUCUGAUCUUUUUUUCCCUACACAUCCCAUCAGCUCUUUUUCGGAGCUUAUCUGGCUGGUCAAAAGAUGAGAAUUGAGCUGCCUGUGUAGAUGCAGCCAAUGUGACCCAUAACGAUUAGUCUUUAUAGAAGUACCAGUGAUGUGAGCCAGGGUUAGAAAGUGAUUCAACUAGUUUUCACCAAGCCACUGAUUACUUUAAUCAGGUGUGUUAGUGAUGAGCUGGAACAACCUGUGUGUACCCCCCCAGGAAUGGAUUGAGAAACACUGGCCAUCAGAGUCCAUUGUAUCUGUAUGGUCAUCAUGCCUAAGCACUUGCAAAAUACAUUUUAUUUGAAAGAAAAAUAUUAACAAUGCAUAUAAAUGUAUAUUUUCUGAUCAUGAGGUGAAAUUAGUAGUGAAUGUAAAGUUAAUAUUUUUGUUUUGUUUUUCACAGCUUGAGCUGUGGCAAGGUCUAGACAAUAACAGAAUAUCUAUUAAAAUUUAACACAAAACUCCA
Salvelinus sp. IW2-2015 is the source of this 3311-nucleotide messenger RNA. Lineage: Eukaryota; Metazoa; Chordata; Actinopteri; Salmoniformes; Salmonidae. The record is from RefSeq and is a predicted model, not a curated record.